Messenger RNA from Castor canadensis (American beaver), 1950 nucleotides. The record is from RefSeq and is a predicted model, not a curated record. Lineage: Eukaryota; Metazoa; Chordata; Mammalia; Rodentia; Castoridae.
GAGUGCAUUGAAUGUGGAAAAACAUACGGAGAGACACCCUAUGAGUUUAAUCAAAAUAGGGAUGUCUGUUCUCAAAGUGAGGAAAGUGUUCUGCAGAAAAUUGACAUUUUGGAGAAACCGUUUCCAUAUGAGUGUAUGGAAGCCCUGGACAAUGGAGCUGUUCUCAUUGCUCACCAGAGAGCUCACAUGGGGGAAAAGCCCUAUGGGUGGGAUGAUUCUGCACCAGACUUCCUCCAGAUCUCGAAUUUCAGUACAUAUCAGAGAUCACAAAUGGAAAUGAAGCCCUUUGAGUGCACAGAAUGUGGAAAGUCCUUCUGUAAAAAGUCAAAAUUCAUCAUACACCAGAGGGCACACACAGGAGAGAAGCCCUAUGAAUGUAAUGUGUGUGGGAAGUCCUUUAGUCAAAAGGGAACCCUCACCGUCCAUCGCAGAUCACACUUAGAGGAGAAGCCCUAUAAGUGUAAUGAAUGUGGGAAAACCUUCUGUCAGAAGUUACACCUCACGCAGCAUCUGAGAACUCAUUCAGGAGAGAAGCCCUACGAAUGUAACGAGUGUGGGAAAACCUUCUGCCAGAAGACACAUCUCACCCUACACCAGAGAAAUCAUUCAGGGGAGAGACCCUAUCCAUGUAACGAGUGUGGGAAGUCCUUCUCUCGCAAGUCAGCGCUGAAUGACCACCAGAGAACACACACAGGAGAGAAGCUUUAUAAAUGCAAUGAGUGUGGGAAGUCCUACUACCGAAAAUCCACCCUUAUUACACAUCAGAGAACACACACUGGAGAGAAGCCCUAUCAGUGCAGUGAGUGUGGGAAAUUCUUCUCCCGGGUGUCAUACCUCACUAUACACUAUAGGAGUCACUUAGAAGAGAAACCCUAUGAAUGUACUGAGUGUGGCAAAACCUUCAAUCUAAAUUCAGCCUUCAUUCGGCAUCGGAAGGUACACACAGAAGAGAAACUCCACGAGUGUAGUGAGUGUGGAAAGUUCUCUCAGUUGCCCUACCUUCCUGACCAACAACCAACCUGUUUAGGAGAGAAAUCCUAUGAGUGUAAUGAGUGUGGGAAAACCUUCCAUGAAGAGUCCGCCCUCAGUGGGCACCAGUCACUUCCAGAAGGGGAGAAAACCUAUGAAUGUAAUAUAUGUGGAAAGUCAUUCUCCGACUUGUCGUGCUACACUGUGCAUUACAGAGGUCAUUCAGAAGAGAAGCCCUUUGGCUGUAACGAAUGUGGGAAAACCUUCUCCCAUAAUUCAUCCCUCUUUAGACAUCAGAGAGUGCACACAGGCGAGAAGCCCUAUGAAUGUUACGAAUGUGGGAAGUUCUUCUCUCAGAAGUCGUAUCUCACUAUCCAUCAUCGGAUCCAUUCCGGUGAGAAGCCCUAUGAAUGUAGUAAGUGUGGGAAAGUCUUCUCUCGGAUGUCAAACCUCACUGUACAUUACCGAAGCCAUUCAGGAGAGAAGCCCUAUGAGUGUAACGAAUGUGGGAAGGUCUUCUCUCAGAAGUCGUACCUCACUGUGCAUUACAGAACUCAUUCAGGAGAGAAGCCUUAUGAAUGUACUGAGUGUGGGAAAAAGUUCCACCACAGGUCUGCCUUCAACAGCCACCAGAGAAUUCAUAAAAGAGGGAAUAUGAAUGUACUCGAUGUGGAAAACCUCUGAAAUCAAGCCUCAAUUUUUAGAAAAUGGUCUGAUUAUAAUGAAUAUAGGAAAUCCACUAGUGAAUCAAAAGAAAAACUUUUAAAGGUUUUUUAUUUCCUUUUGUAGCGCUGGGAAUCAAACCCAGGACCUUGUACAUGCUAGGCAAGCGUUCUAUCACUUAGCUACAUCCCAGCUCCAGCCUGGGAGUCAAAUAUUCUUCAUCUGUGCAUUCAUGCUCCUGGUGGGGAGAAGCACUAAAGAGGGAGACCCAUUUUUUAAUCUGAAUUUUUCAGAGAAUCCCUUGGAAUGCAACAAGAA